AUGGAAGGGACACCAAACCAAAUCAACGCGUACAGGGUGCCCAAAAUCCCACCUUUCUGUGCAAACGAUCCAGAAGUAUGGUUCGCCAUGGUAGAAGCGUCCUUCCAGGUAGCAAAAGUAACAGACGACACGACUAGAUUUCACAUUAUACUAGCGAACGCGGAUACCGCAAUUCUUCCUCAUAUCAAAGAUUUAAUUAUGAAUCCCCCUACGAACGGAAAAUAUGACGCUAUAAAGGAACGCAUACUAAAUGUUUUUUCUAUUUCUCAAGGCGCUAGACUACGUCAGUUAUUAAAAGGACAGGUUCUCGGCGAUAAAAAACCAUCUCAUUUACUGCAGGAGCUCAAGAAUUUAGCCGGGGACCAAGCUACCGACAGUAUCAUUAGGACAUUGUUCAUCGAACAACUUCCGGAGAGUUAUCGCACUAUUUUGGCGACGAUCGAAGAGUCUGACCUCAAUAAACUCGCAUCAAUAGCAGAUAAGAUAGCAGAAUCAGUGUCAUCAAAUAACACGUUAGCUCCCAUAAACAGCUCAAAAACCGAGGACUCAGCAGGUAACUACGUUCCUCAAACUAGUUCUAUUAAUAAGACGCCUGAGCAUUCGCUCUUAGAGCAGUUAGUUCAAGGCAUGAACACCCUGCUACGCGAAAGAAAAUCUCGUACACGAUCUAAGUCGCCAAGUAACUCCCGUCAACCGAUGAGAAGACGUAACCACUCUCGUAGUGCGGACGGAAAAUGUUUUUAUCACCGUAAGUUCGGCAAUAAGGCAUACCGAUGUCAACAGCCAUGUAAUUGGAUCGACGGAAAAACAACCCAGGAAAACUAA
Molecule: messenger RNA, 825 nt
Organism: Trachymyrmex cornetzi
Lineage: Eukaryota; Metazoa; Arthropoda; Insecta; Hymenoptera; Formicidae
Exons: 1
Coding region: 1-825 (274 amino acids)
Source: RefSeq, a predicted model, not a curated record